AUAUCGUAUACGUCACAGUAAACAAACUAAUCUAAUCUGUCAAUAAAACGCCUUUAUUAUUAAACCUAGUUUAAAACGUUAAAGUUGAACUUAUUUUGGUUAUAAAUUAUUGAUUUUGUGCUUUUGUUAUUUGGCAACGAGUUUUAGCAUGGGUGUUAACCCGUCCAAACCAGACAACAGAGACUCACACUCCUCCACCAACUCUGCAUAUUUAUCUUACGUGGCGAUAUUCAGUAAACUGGAACAGAAAGAGAGCAUUUUCCCGGCAAUCCAAGAAGAAAUCGAGUAUGCCAGCGCGAUACAUGACAGGAAACAACUUAAGUCGCUCGCUUGUGAACUGGCCGCGCAUAUCCUGGACUUAAACCAAUUAAAACACGUUAAACUAGAUAAAGAUGACCAGACAAGGCGGCUGGUUGCAACUGAGAAGUAUGAAAUGGCCUUGGGAAAGCUAAAAUCCAUAUUGUCUAUACCUGAAGUAACUGACACAAUAAGUGAUGAUAAGGAGACUGAUUCAUCAGUUGCACCUAAAAACCUUGAAGAUGAAGAGUUAUGUUGUCUCACGGCGCAGUAUGAUAAGCUAUGGAAUCAAAUAGUAAACACCCAAGUGAGCUUGGAUGAUUACUGCCAAAUAGACAGAGACUUGUUUUGCUUACAAGUGCGCUUAAGAGACUUUCAAAUCACACCAGAGAGUUCGUUAUUUGAUAUUAACAACGAAGUUAGCAAACUGAGAACAGUAGUGAAUAAGCGAAUUGAUAAUUUAGAAUUAUUCGAUCAUUUUUCUCAACAAAUUAAGACACUAGAGCUCCGCGUUGCCAUAGAAGAUGGAAACAAACAAGAGCUGAGUCAUUUGGAUGAAGCAACUCGGAGCUUAGAAAAUGACAUAGAAGAUACCAAUUGGGAAGAUGGUCUGAUUGAGAGAAAAACUGAACUGUUAUGUUCUUUAAAUAAGGUUAAACAAAACAUCAAGGCUUCAGAUAUAAAGAAAGAUAUAAAAGUUGAUAAGUACUGUGAAGCUGAUACAUUUGAAGAAAUAUAUGGUAAUAUAGAUAUUAUUAGAAAAUGUACCCCCGACAUAUCGAUAAAUCAUGAAGCGGAUAAUUUACCGCCUCCUCUUCCAAGAAGAAAAAUGAAAACAGCGCCAGCUGGUUCCAACGAAAGAGGCACAAUUUAUAUAAACAACGAUAUCCUCCAAGUGUCUGAUCAUAUACCAAGUAUUUUAAAAGUGAAGUCCAGACCACCACAACCAUUACCAAGAAGAAGUGAGGAGAAGGUAAUCAACAAUUUACCGAAAUACUGGAUGAGACUGGAUGAAUUAGUGCAGCAAGAAUUCGCGACUGAAGAGGAUAAACUUGAGAUAUUGCAAAUCAGGAAGCACGCCGAGGAGGCCAGAAUGAUGUUCGAAAGACGAUUGGCUGAACUUGCCGAUAAAUUUCAAGAAAGUAUUGAUAUUUGAGUGAAGUGUGAUACAAUUAUAUAUUAAAUAUAAUUAUUUAUUAUUAAA
Anthonomus grandis grandis is the source of this 1501-nucleotide messenger RNA. RefSeq lists its product as uncharacterized. Lineage: Eukaryota; Metazoa; Arthropoda; Insecta; Coleoptera; Curculionidae. The transcript is spliced from 2 exons. The record is from RefSeq and is a predicted model, not a curated record. The coding region runs from base 149 to 1453 and encodes 434 amino acids.